CAGCGCACAAAAAAGCCUAUAAUAGGUGACGCGCGAUCGAUUUGGUACGCGCAAGGGUCGCCCGCAGCCCUACAGAUCAAGAUCCGCAGUUCUUUGAAGCUGCCGCACCGGAGCACAGCCUCCUCUCAGAGAGCAGCUUUUUUGAGCUCGACGCAAUCGCAGCGGUACAGAUGUCGCGCGGCUUCGACUACUCCAAGUUCGACAAGAUCGGCGACAGCGACGAGUCCUCCGACGACGAGGACUGGAAAUUAACCGACGCGGAGCGGAAGGCCAAACGCGAGAAGAAGCGCGACGAAUUGAUCGAGCAGGAGCUCGCGUCGCACAAGGCCAUCGAGGAGAAGCUCAAGCGCGCCGAGAAGCUGCCGCCGCGCCGCAGCGACGACGAAGGUCCUACACCUGAGGCGCCGGCGGCGUGGUCCGACGGCCGCCGCAGGGACGAGAAGGACCCGGCCAAAUUACGGGAGCGCGUCGCCGCGGUCGACGGCGUCCUCGGCCAGCUCGCGGACGACGCCGACUUCCAAUCAGAUCUGAAGCGGCCCACGGUGCAGAAGGCGAUCAACCACUGGACCAAUAGAGCGCGCCUGAAGGGGCCCGAGGCGCAGGAGCUGUUCGGGGACGCGUCGCCCGAGGCGCCGCGGCUCCGCAGCGUGCUGGCGAAGAUCAGCCGCCUGUCCGCGGCGUGCAAGGCCGCCGGCAUGCCCGUUCCCAUCGACCGCGUGCUGGCCGGGCGGCGCGUCGCGUUCGACCCGCCUGCGCCGAAGAAGAAGGAGGCGCCGGCGCUCGACGAGUACGGCCUGCCGCCUCUGCCGCCGCCGACGCCCUUCUCGUGGCGCCGCUUCCUCCGGCAGCUCGCGGUCCAGAUGUCCUGCCUCCUCGUCUCGCUGGUGAUCGUCAAGGUCUGGAUCGAGCCGCGCCUCCUCAGACAACUGGACGAGCGCAUGGCGGCAGAGCGGGCCGAACUCGAUCCCGCGUCCGAGGUCGUCUACUCUGAGGAGGAGGAGUGGGCCGCGGAGCCGGAGCUGUUGUAGGUG
This is a messenger RNA of Pelagomonas calceolata, 1031 nucleotides long. The record is from the annotation of a GenBank genome assembly. NCBI's taxonomy places the organism in Eukaryota, Pelagophyceae, Pelagomonadales, Pelagomonadaceae.